CUAUUACUAUUCUCUAUUCUCUUCUUGCCUUUACGCUGUACGUAUUGCACAUCGUAAUAAUCAUUGAAAAUAAAUUGUAAAAAAAAAGAUGAAUUGUUUAGUAAGGAAUCUACUUCGUGGUUCUGCCAUUAAAAAUAUUUUAUUUUCAACUUCUAACAAUGGUUCAAUGAACAAUAAUUUAUAUCGAACAUUGUGGAACAUGUGCAACCGGCAAAACGAUGCUAUAAUAUCAUUUGCUGUUCCGAAAAUUCAGAAUUCACAAAUUUAUGGUUACGAAUGUAAUAGAAAUGCUCAUACUAAAGCGGAGAAGGAAUUAGUAGAGUUCUUGGCUGAAGAGAUAGUUGCAGAAAAGAAAGCCCAGAAAUUAAAAACAAUUCCAACAGAAUUAGAUGGUUUUAAGGUAUCUCUGGAUAGUGCCGAAGUUACACUUCAGAAGAAAAAUCAAAAUGAAGAAAUUAGAAUUUCGUUCAAUAUAAAUCAUACGGUAGAUUCUAAUUCUGAACCAGAAAUUGAUCCUCAAAGUGAUAAUGCAGAUAUUGGAGAAAUGAAAAGCAAACCAUCGUUUACCGUAGAUAUUGUAAGAGGAAAUCAAACUUUAGGAUUUACAUGUUCAUUUAAUAGCGAACCAGGAGCAUCCGGAGCUGAUGAUAGCUAUAAUGACAUUUUUGGUAUCGAUGAAAUAACUUUUUAUGAAGGAGAACACAGCGAUAAAGUGUAUGCAGUUGCUGGUGAAAUUAUCGAUGGUUAUCUAUACGAUCUCUUGAUGAAUUAUCUCGAAGAGAAGGGUAUUUCAAAUGGAUUUGCUGAAAAAAUCAUCGAACUUAGUACAAAUUAUGAACAUACAGCAUAUGUUAGUUUAUUAGAAGGUCUUUCAAAAUUUACCUCUAACAAAUAAGUUUCUACUCUUUACUGCUUUCUUAUUUGUAUUUUCCAAUAGAAACAUGUAAUCAUCAUAUUAAGUUCUUAAAUAUUGUUAAUGAAAAUGUAUUUAAAAAAGUAAACGUU
Molecule: messenger RNA, 1005 nt
Organism: Vespula vulgaris
Lineage: Eukaryota; Metazoa; Arthropoda; Insecta; Hymenoptera; Vespidae
Gene: P32
Product: complement component 1 Q subcomponent-binding protein, mitochondrial
Exons: 5
Coding region: 89-895 (268 amino acids)
Biological process (GO): cytosolic ribosome assembly
Cellular component (GO): mitochondrial matrix
Source: RefSeq, a predicted model, not a curated record